CAGGAGCUGUGACGUCAGGUGCCGGCAAAGGUGGUCCACGACCGCAGGCCUUAGCUGCUCUCAAACAGAUUCAGCGUUGGCCGGUCGCUCUCCCGCGCCGCUUGCAGUGCGGGCCCAGGAAAGCACCGUCGGCCUCCCCACGCGUUACGUCGCCCUCAUUUCCGCAUCGCUGAUUUCCGGUUACCGCCAUCUUCCUCGCGCGGAAGCCGGCUUCUAGGUGGGAGAGCUCCGUAGUGAGUGCAGUGGGUAGUUCGGUCGGUGCCAUGCCGUCAUCGCCGCUGCGGGUGGCGGUGGUGUGCUCGAGUAACCAGAAUCGGAGCAUGGAAGCACACAACAUCCUCAGCAAACGUGGUUUCAGUGUCCGCUCCUUUGGAACAGGAACUCAUGUGAAGCUCCCAGGACCAGCACCUGACAAGCCCAAUGUUUAUGACUUCAAAACCACAUAUGACCAGAUGUACAAUGAUCUCCUCAGGAAAGACAAAGAACUCUAUACACAAAAUGGAAUUCUACAUAUGUUGGACAGAAAUAAAAGGAUCAAGCCCCGUCCAGAAAGAUUCCAGAACUGCAAAGACCUGUUUGACCUGAUCCUCACUUGUGAAGAGAGAGUCUAUGACCAGGUUGUAGAAGAUCUGAACUCCAGGGAACAGGAGACCUGCCAGCCAGUGCAUGUGGUCAAUGUGGACAUCCAGGACAACCAUGAAGAGGCCACCCUGGGAGCAUUCCUUAUCUGCGAGCUCUGCCAGUGUAUCCAGCACACCGAGGAUAUGGAGAAUGAAAUCGAUGAGCUGCUGCAGGAGUUUGAGGAGAAGAGUGGCCGGGCCUUUCUGCAUACUGUCUGCUUCUACUGAGCCAUCCCGCUUGGUGCAUGGCCUGGCACCACCAAGCCACCUUUGCUGAAGUCACUUUUUCCAUGUGUUUUCCCUGCUACGUGUACAUCACCAAUGUACUGUACAUAUAGAGUGAGACAUACACAGAAAUGCCAGAUUCAAAACCAUUGUUUUUAACCAAAAGAAAUAAAGAUGGUUUACUCUACACCCUA
Molecule: messenger RNA, 1039 nt
Organism: Rattus norvegicus (Norway rat)
Lineage: Eukaryota; Metazoa; Chordata; Mammalia; Rodentia; Muridae
Gene: Ssu72
Product: SSU72 homolog, RNA polymerase II CTD phosphatase
Exons: 5
Coding region: 264-848 (194 amino acids)
Biological process (GO): regulation of transcription by RNA polymerase II; mRNA processing; co-transcriptional mRNA 3'-end processing, cleavage and polyadenylation pathway
Cellular component (GO): cytoplasm; nucleus
Molecular function (GO): protein tyrosine phosphatase activity; protein serine/threonine phosphatase activity; phosphoprotein phosphatase activity
Source: RefSeq, marked provisional